Messenger RNA from Pecten maximus, 1434 nucleotides. Its product is annotated as monocarboxylate transporter 3-like. The record is from RefSeq and is a predicted model, not a curated record. Gene Ontology annotation, biological process: monocarboxylic acid transport; transmembrane transport. Gene Ontology annotation, molecular function: monocarboxylic acid transmembrane transporter activity. NCBI's taxonomy places the organism in Eukaryota, Metazoa, Mollusca, Bivalvia, Pectinida, Pectinidae.
GCAUCGGAGCAGGAUUGAUUUUUUUACCCGCCUCGGUAGUUCUCGGAUUCAACUUUCGUCGCAGGAGGAAUCUAGCUAGUGGAGUGGCAGUGUCGGGUAAUGGAGUCGGUACAUUCUUAGUGGCCCUAAUUAUCGAGGCCGCUCGAGAGGAAUAUGGUAACAGAGGAUUAUUUUUCAUCAUAGCUGGCAUUUCAUUGCAGGGAGCGUUUUUAGGCUGUCUACUCUUCCCGUCAGAAUUAGAAAUUCGACAAAAACAAAUCAGAUAUCAGAACACAUCAUAUACAAACAAAUCUGAUAUUUUAAACAAUAUUUUACAGUCAUUCGUGAUCCUAAAGAACAUCUCGUUUUUAUGCUUAUGUGUAAGCAUGUUUAUUUCCUAUACAGGAAUCUACCUUGUGUAUGUACAUUUCGUGCGGUAUGCUAUUGAGAUGGGAGCGUCCUCUUUAAAUUCGUCUUUCCUUGUAUCAGUUACUGGUGUAUGUGAUUGUAUAUCGCGAUUUUUAACAGGACUGACAGCGAAUGUUGAAGAUAUAGAUGAAAACGUGAUGUUCUUUGGAACAUUCGGUCUACUCGGCAUCUCGACUUUGAUAUUCCCACUGUAUGGAUCAACAUAUGGAGGACAACUAACGUAUGCUGUGUUUCUGGGAUUGUACUCUGGGUGUUGUUACUCAAUACUGAACACACUGAUAAUACAGCGAGUCGGGGUAGAGAAGCUGGCCACGGGCUACGGAACCUGUAUGUUCUUUAGUGGUGCAGGUGCUCUCGUCGGACCGCCGGCAGCAGGUGCGAUUAUCGACUACACUGGAUCGUAUGAGAAUUCCUUUCUACUGGCAGGAUCCUGUAUCACAGUAGCGUCCAUUUUGGGGGUCGUGUCAGCAUAUUUCAGGAAAAGUGAUAAUUCCUAUACUACAGACCUUUCGGAAGUCCCGACUGUUUCGAGAGCUGCAUCAAUGGACCGACAGCUGAGUUGUGCGUCGAAAUGAUCCGUCUACAUGCAAACAGUAGUUUUAGUGCUUAUAAAGAUCUUCAUUUGUUAUUCUACUGGACCAUCUGGAAUAGGAAUCUCUGAAAGGGAGGAACUAAUGCCGACUCCCUAGAUAUUGCUGACCACAUACUUGUCCUAGACGUUACAUAAAAUGCAUUUCUAGAUAUCGCUUGUCGCAUCAUAAGCCUACAUAGCUGGCGACAUCAUGAAAUGCAAGACUGUAUAAUAAAACUAUCACGGGCAAUGAUAAACUGUAUAACACUAUCACGGGACAUUUAAAGCUUUGAUCAAACCAUCACAUGAUAUAUAUAUAUUCAUUAAACAUUAUAUCACAUUCAGCUUAAGCAAAUGAGAAUAAUAAGUUAUCGAUAUUGAAGGUUAGAAUUAUUUUUCACUGUACUAUAUAUCGACCAAAUUGAAAUCAGAUUAUAUAUCAGUACAAAAUCAAA